Porites lobata is the source of this 2764-nucleotide messenger RNA. NCBI's taxonomy places the organism in Eukaryota, Metazoa, Cnidaria, Anthozoa, Scleractinia, Poritidae. The record is from the annotation of a GenBank genome assembly.
AUGAACUCCGAAUGUCCCUUGCUUGUGAUACAAUGCAAAUUCCAUGAAGCUGGUUGUGCCUUUAAGGUAUCAUAACAAGAAGAUAUUGCUUUGAUCCUACCACGCUUUAAUUCGUCACUCCCUGAUCACUUGCCUUGACUUUUUAUCAUAUAUGGAAAAAUGUCUAAUAAUGACCGAGCGCGUAACGAGCGCGAGGUUACUUUUAAGAAGGCCGAACCAGCAGGCCAUUAUUGUGGCACUGAAGUAGAACAGUAGGUUAUUAUUCGCAAUAAUGACCCCCUGUUCCACCUCAGUGACCUGCUCUUCUAUUUAUUGCGUAUAAUAACCUUUUCAAAACAAUGGAAAGGUCGAUUAAGUUCUUGGCAUAGUGAUUGACCAGCUUACCGAUUGACUUAUUAUGUUAGGGUCGAUUAAAACGCCGCACUGUACAAUUCGCCGAAUCUAUUGCAAAUUAGCGAGAACAAUGGAUUUGCCUCCUUAGCGUUUAAAUUCGGAACAUGUGAAUUGCGAUGUUUGUACCCGGCUUAAGAUAAUCUUUCGAAGUAAUUAUUAAGUAGUGAAUACCAAUAAGGAUAUAAGAAAAGACAACUUUUACUGUUAAGUCUUUCCGUCACGUAGUUUUGUGGUCUCUUACCAGCUUCAUUUCAUUUGCACUUUACUUCGAUUCACGACAUUUACUUUACUCAGGGGCACCGCCAACGACUGUUUUCUGUGAAAUAUCUGUUCGGAGAAGCAGAUGUUGCCUAGAAUUUUCUAUUACUUGAGGACGGCUUAAAAUUUCUAGUUGACCAUUCCAUUCAGGUACAAUUUUCGAAACUUCUGUAAUAAAUUCCCUACGGUUUUCUAAAGUUUGAUUUUUACAUUGCACUCCUCAAAUUAGCCGGAAAAGUGUUCCCAGUAUGUUAAGGAGGAAACCGUCGUUGGAUGCCCCUGAUUACUCUUGCGGCAACUUUAACUUUUCAGGCGAUUAUUUUAAACAAGUCUCUUGUUGCAGGCGGAACGAUUGAAGAUGAAGGAUCACUUAUCCAACAGCACUGAAGCCCAUCUGAACGCUCUGUGUGAUUUAGUGUACGCCCGAAAGAAGCAAUUGGAAAACCAAAGGGAAAGAAUUCAGUUGCAAAAAGAGCACAUCCAACUCCAGAAGGAAACACUUCUUCUUCAAAAGCAGGAGAUCAUAGAUGUGAGAAGUCGCGCGGCAAACGGAGAAUUUAUUUGGAGGAUUACUGACUUCACCCGAAAGCUAAUGGACGCAAAAUCCGGUCGCGCUGCUGAGCCGAGGAUCAGUGAGCCUUUCUAUACCCACUCCCACGGGUAUAAAAUGUGCGCAGGCCUGUGGCUGAAUGGUGUUGGUACAGGAAGAGGAAGGUACAUAUCCGUUGGACUUCAGGUAAGUUAACCUAUAUAGUUCCGUUUUGAUGGUAAAAUGUGAAAACACUUGAAGUGUUCCAUAAGGGGAUUCACUUCACUAGGGUUUCGUUUCAACGUAAAACCUGAAGGUAUACCUUCCUGUGGCUCAUCAUAGUUAGAUUGAUCAUUACAUUCCUCAUUUACUCAAGCCCGCGGUUAAUCUUGAACAUGUUACCGUGGAAUCUCACAGUGUGAGGUGGUAGUUUGCUGAAAAGCAUUGUUUUUCGUUCAUUUCCGCACUUCUUAACUAUCUAGCCGAGAUCUUCUUCAAUCAAAAAAUGACUCCAUUAGGUUAGAUUUCUUGGUUUUAUAAGAAUUUUUGGAUGAUUUUUCGAAAGUUAUUAGGGGGAUUUUUACAAUUUUGGAAAAUUGGGAAAUAUUGGAUUUGGGGCUGUUAAAAACGGAAAAAUGUAGGGAAUAAUUAAUGGCCAAAUACCACCGCCACAAGCAGGUGCCUCUGAACUCAUAGCGGACAAACUGUGUCAUGUAUAUACCUCUUCUACCCUUAUUUAUUUCCUUCCCAUAAUUAACAUCAUUAACCGGCUUAAAAAACAAGCAGACUGUCCCCUUAAUUCGCCCCCUUCUCGGAACCAGUCAUCAAGUGUAUGUUUGACUAUCCGAGAGGACUUUUUGAAUGCUAUUAACGGAAAACUGUUUGUACAUUUGAGACGGCCCACACAACAGUCAACGAACACCUAAAUGAACACGUUAUGGUAUACUCUGUCAACUUUCCAUAAAGUCAACUGCGCGAUAUUUUUUUCCCGAACAGAUACAUUAACAGCAAAAAUAAUCGUUCUUCCGUUGCGGUGUUUUCUGUUUAAAAACGUCCAUUUUCCUGAAUAAUUUCUUACGCCCGUCCAGGUAUGAAACAGGGUCUAUAGUUCAUCAUGAAUGAUAGAUCCUGUUUUAUGAGUCGGGCGUAAGAAAUUGUCCUGUAUGACUGUGAUGAAACUCUGAUUCCCUGGCGUGAAUCUCACGCAGAAGUUGAUUUUACAAUUAUUCCAUAGUUCAUACAGGAGCACACGUGGAGUUAAACAUUUUUUAAACGUUUACAUUUUGUCUGUGUUAGGUACAAGUUGGCGAAUACGACUCCAUUCAUAAGUGGCCAAUUUAUCCGCGAUAUACUUUCACUCUGCUUGACCAGCGAGGAGACCACAAAGACCGAAAAGACAUCUCUGCCCACUUUGAGCCUCAGUGCAUUUCACGGCCCUCUGCCGACCGGCAGCUGGGAAAGGGCGCUCGAAGAUUUGUACUUCAAGAAGAUAUAUGUCACGGCAGUUACUGCAAAGAUAACAUCGUUUAUCUCAAGUUCCAAGUAGCAUUAAAACAGCCGCCGUCUGGCUUUUUUAGAGUGUAA